CGUCCGCCAUCUUGCAGGUGCCCACAACUCCCGAUAAAAUAAAAUUCAAUUAAAACAAUGAUUUUAAACUGAACAAGGCUGUGCCGUGUUGAAAUAUAAAACUCGAAUAAAAUAAAACGCCCCCAUUUACACAAUUCCAGAGACGCCGAUUCGCGACACCACUGAAAAAUGAGCUUUUUCGGAUUCGGACAAUCGGCUGAAAUUGAAAUUUACCUGGACGGGCAAGAGUCGAGGAAAACUGCCGAAGUGAAGACUGAAGAUGGGAAGAAAGAAAGACUUUUGUUGUACUACGAUGGAGAGACUGUGUCCGGAAAAGUGAACAUCAGUCUGAAAAAACCUGGGAGCAAACUGGAACAUCAGGGUAUAAAAAUCGAGUUCAUCGGCCAAAUCGAGAUGUUCUAUGACAGAGGCAACCACCACGAGUUCAUUUCCUUGGUGAAGGAGCUAGCCAGACCCGGAGACAUGAUCGCGCACACGUCCUAUCCAUUCGAAUUCAGCUGCGUGGAGAAACCCUUCGAAGUCUACACAGGCGCCAACGUCCGACUGAGGUACUACCUAAAAGUCACCAUCAUCCGGCGACUGGCCGAUAUCGUCAAAGAACUGGACAUCGCCGUGCACACCCUCUCCAGCUACCCUGAGAUGAACAACUCCAUCAAGAUGGAAGUGGGAAUCGAGGAUUGUCUGCAUAUCGAGUUCGAAUACAACAAGAGCAAGUACCACCUCAAAGACGUGAUCGUGGGCAAAAUCUACUUUCUGCUAGUCCGUAUCAAGAUCAAGCAUAUGGAGAUCGCGAUAAUCAAGAAGGAGACGACUGGUACUGGGCCUAAUACCUUCACAGAGAACGAGACGAUCGCCAAGUACGAAAUCAUGGAUGGUGCGCCUGUCAGAGGCGAAAGCAUCCCCAUUCGAGUGUUCCUAGCGGGGUACGAACUCACCCCCACGAUGAGAGACAUCAACAAGAAGUUUUCUGUUAGGUAUUUUCUAAAUUUGGUGCUUAUGGACACGGAGGAUCGGCGGUACUUCAAGCAGCAGGAAAUCACGCUGUGGAGAAAAGGUGAUAAAGUCCGAAAACCGAACCUCCAAAGCCCCGCCAUCCUCGCAGGCACCCAGACGCUGGAAAACACAGCUCCUCAGGAGGACGAUCAAGAGAAAACAGAACCUGCACAGAAAGAGGAUUUUUUGAGGGCCCCCAACUCCCAGUCGAACGAUAAACUCAAUGCUAGUGACCCCUUUGAUCAAAGAAUUUCCUCUCCGACUGAAAGUCCACCUGAAAGUCAAAUACAAAACAUGACACGAGAGGCAGGUGACGGUCAGAAUGACCCUGAAAAUACCGAGUGAUACAAGGUGGUUAUUUACAUGAAUCGGACAGUCCUAACUUGAUUUGUUUUAGAAGGAAGAUUUGUGAUUGAGGUUAUGUAACGGGGACUUUGGGGCGUAAAUGCGUGCACGUUUUGUAAAUAUGUAAUUGUUAUUUACAGUUGAAAUUGGCAUUCUGUAUAAAUAAGCAAAUUUAUUAUUUACACAUAUAAUUAUUGUAUAUUUCUCAUAUAGGAAAUAAACAAGUUGGAAAAUU
Messenger RNA from Zophobas morio, 1573 nucleotides. RefSeq names its product vacuolar protein sorting-associated protein 26B-like (gene Vps26). Gene Ontology annotation, cellular component: endosome; retromer complex. The coding region runs from base 169 to 1338 and encodes 389 amino acids. Gene Ontology annotation, biological process: intracellular protein transport; retrograde transport, endosome to Golgi. The record is from RefSeq and is a predicted model, not a curated record. Lineage: Eukaryota; Metazoa; Arthropoda; Insecta; Coleoptera; Tenebrionidae. The transcript has 4 exons.